Porites evermanni is the source of this 4740-nucleotide messenger RNA. The record is from the annotation of a GenBank genome assembly. NCBI's taxonomy places the organism in Eukaryota, Metazoa, Cnidaria, Anthozoa, Scleractinia, Poritidae.
UCGAACGUAACUGCUUCUCAAACUAUUCCUUCCUCACAAGACAUUUUGAAUUUAAUUGCCUCAAAGUACUUAAAUAAUUUGAACCCAUCAACACCGGAAGAUUUUAAUGGUUUUGUACGGUAUAUGAAAGAGGUACGCGAGGUGAUUUUAGUGGAUUGUAAGCCAGGAAGCUUGAUAAUCACUGUGGAAUGUGGGUCUUUGAAGAUCCUUGAAGAACUUUGGCAAGACUAUUGUACACGCAAUCUAAGUCGAGUGGUGCAGCAAUACCUAGUGACCGAGGAUAUUCUAAAAGAACUUGGACUAACGGAGGUAAAACUGACUACGACCAUCGACGAAGAGGACUACAGAGCUUGUCUAAAGCAUUUUAAACGAGGUAAGUAUAAAAGUCUUCAACUAAACUAGUUCGGAUCCAGUUAAUUCAUCAAGGUUAAAGAGAAGCAAGCAAUUGAAGUAAGUCAAUAUAGCACACAUUCACAUUGGCUACAUUUUGCAAAAAAAAAAAAAAACUGGACAACGCCAGCUUCCUAAACAGUUUUUCUUCCAUGGCUCGACUAUGGGUGCUUUCGAUUGGGAAAGCUGGAUAAAUUUUAGAUUUUUAUACUACUGAAAAUCCGGAUUUCGGAUUUGCAAUUAAACGCAAAAUCCGAAAACGGAUUUCAACGCUGAGAUAUCUGUUUUUGUAUUUCCUUUUACCGUUCGAUUGGGAAACCCGUAAAAGGAUUUAAAAAACUGUCCUUAAGAAUAGCGGCCUUGCACGCGCACGCGUAAUUAACAAAGAGAAGACCACUGUUCACGAGAAUAGUUUUUCAAAUCCAUUUUCGGAUUUCCCAAUCAAACGGUGAGGAGGAAAUCCUGAUUUGGAUUUCUUAAUUGAAAUCCACUCUAAGGACGGGUUUCUCGGAGUUGAAAUCCGUUUUCGGCCAGUUUCGUUUGAUUGCAAAGUAGGAAAUCCGGAUUUCGAAAAUGUAAAUCCGGAUUUUGCGAUCAGAAAUUUGUUUUUUUGUUUCAUUAAGGACUAAAGCAAUCUAAGAUUGCAAUCUGAACGAUCCACCUCCGCACUUGGAUCGUUCUGAUUGGUAUCUCAAUCUGCUUUCAGAUCUUUGUUCCAUUAGCAAACUGCUUUUCGAUCCAAGAACGUGUUCGUUCAUUAAUAAACACAGCAGGUCAAGAUUUGUUCAGGCAACAGUUAUUUUUUACUCCUUCGUUGCUCUAAGCCGCUAAAGGAUUGUAGUAUAUUAAACUCAAGUUCCACUGUCACUCUAAAUCCGUUAGGAAGCGAAAACGCUUAGAUUUUCUCACCGUAACACUAUAUUGUCCAAUGUCUGUAAUUGUUUAGAGCGCGCUCCUCAGCGCUUGAGAAUUCGUAAUUGUCUUCGAUCUGAAUUUUCUUGAAUCAAAUUCCAGACAACUUAAGUUGACAAGUCCCAGUCUGAACCACCACUAGUUAAAGAACCCUAAUUUUCUUUCCGUUUCUCCACGAGAAAACGCUUAAUUUAGCAGAAAGAAGUAAAAAACGAUGCGUUGAAAUUGACAAAAAGAUCGGAGCGGCAGGCAGCUACUGAAUGGAUCAAUCUUAUUUCAGAUUUUUGUUCCGGCUAGCACGAGAGUCCAAACAAACAAUCCGAAAAAAGUUUGGCUAAAAGGAAUGCAACCUAUGUUGUAUGGUCCUGUAUCAACCACGUGAUAUCAGCUUUUUAUCGUUGCAAUGACAACCCAUCCGAUCGAGGUAUUUUUAACCAUUUGUGAUUUAGAGUGGUAAAGUUUUAAAAAAGCCUCUUUAAUAAGCGGUAUUCCGUACAAAAAGGUUCAUGAAUAACUUUCUUAAUUAAUCAAUGCUGGUGGCGACAUUUGCAGUAGGUUACUUAUAAUUUCCAUGUUUUUUUUGCUCUUUAUAUUCGUAGACUGUUUUUUUACACCCUGAUUUGUGUUAGUAGCUUCUACUUAAAAGCUUGUUGUCAACUUAACUAUCAACCACAUUUAUCAGCUUCUUACAGUCAAGCCACGUGAAGCUUACCCCACAAGAUUCCGUAAAUGAAUUUAUUAUUCGAAAGUUGAAUCCGUUGCUAGCUGUAGAUUUCUGAUUCAUUUCUGCACUCUUGCAUGCGUAAUUCCGUGAAUUCUCACGCGAGUCAUUAAAUUUCUACCAGCUCAGUUUCCAUGAAUUUGCAUAUGUAAAAGUCUUUGAAGAAAUUUUAUUCAUUCAAAGAUUUUCAAUCUGACCAUAUACACCAUUUUCUCAUAGACCAUAAUGCUCCUUGUGUACAGACACGCCCUCCUCCCCCCACCUCCAUCCCCUCCAUCUCCUCUAAAAAAAUUUGCAAAGCCAUUGUUUUGGAUUUCUCUUGGGACGACUGAAAUACCCAGGAUAAAUUGGAAACAAUGGUUAUGUAAAAUUUUGGUAGGAAAACAAGGUGCAUUAUGGUCUACGUGUAACUGGUGAAUUUUGGGAAGAAGUACUCGUAUAAUCACUGCUCAUUACGCAUGCAGGAAUGCCGAUUUGAAUUUGACACUAGUUACGGGAACGACUAACGGGUUUAGUUUUCAAAUAAUCAAUUCAUCAAUAGAAUCUUGGGGAAUAUAGUGCUAUCCUAAGAGAUGUACUUUAUUUUGUCUUAGUACAGUAUGUAGUCUUUGGUCCGCGACUAAAAAUUAUUAACAUGAAUAUCUUAGCCCUAACGAGCUGAAAUACUCCCUGAAGAUAGCUUUUAUGUUCCUGUCGAUAAUCCUGAAGUUUCAAGUUCCAGACAUAAAUAUUCUGCUUGGAAUUUAAAAAAAAGCCGACCGACUCCGAUGGUCCUUGGUCCGCGAGUGUGGUCCUUCUUCCGCGACUCAGGUAAGCAGCACGAAAAAAAACGUAAAAAUGUUAUAGUUUCCACACGAAAACGUGAUUUUCACAAUAUUUCAUGUAUUUUUUUCUAUUCUUGAUGCUAUUAAGUUUUUUACGGAAGAUGUUGUGAGUAUAAAAUAAUCUGCUUUUCUUUCAAAGCUUCAGACAACAGUCUCCCCGAGUCUCCCACACGAGCGUCGACGAGCGGUUUUCAGCGCGGUCGAAAAUAAUUACUAAAAACUCUGUAUGUAUUCGAGGUAUUAAAAAAAGAGAACUCGUAGACAUGUAUCAGUAGGGACGAUUUUCAAAACAUUCUUUGAAAACAAAGGCCGUCGCUUUUUAUUUUGGGAAGUUUUUUUCAACCAAGGUCAUAGGUCGCGGACCAAGGACCAUAAGCGAAAUUUGGUGAUAUUUAUCAAGAGUCGAUAAAACAAAAACUCAAAGUCUGCUGCAAUAUGCUUCCAACAGCAGAAAUAGGUUGAUCUGAAAACCUGUUCUGCAAAAAGGCACUUCUUCCCGUUGCGUUUUAUUUAUUCGCAGGCUAAGUAAACAUGACCAUGCAAUUUACAGUGCCGCAAAAGUCCAAACUUCAAGAAAGACAAAUUAACCUACCUGUCAAAAAACUUUAAUUUCGCGUCUUCACCCACAGCAAGAAAGCCGAAACGUCGUCAUAUGAAAGAAUGCUAAUCAGUAAAUCACGAUAUCUUUCAUUAUUCAACGUAUUUUUUUUUCUCGACAAAAUAUUUUAUCAUUUUCCGAAAAGUCGCGGACCAAGAACCACAUACUGUACCCGUAUAUAUUACAUACUGUUUUUUUUCUUCUACUUUUGGCAACGAGAGUCAGUUUUCCGUUGUUGUUGUUUUUGUUGUUGUUUUUUUUCAUUUCUUUUUAUCUCGAGGAAAUCUAAGACGUGACGUUGCCAUGGUAAACGAUCCUUUUGCGUAUCUUCUCUUUUUUCGUCGGUGGAGAUCCCAAAUUCGUUAUUAUUCUCAGAAAGAUAACGCACGAAAGUAAUAAUAAUAAUAAUGAUAACAGUAAUAAUAAUUUAACGUUAUUUAAGUGUCGGGUACUUUUUCUCGACGAAAAAUAAACAGGUUUACCAGCACAUUAAUAGCCUCUUCUUAAAAAAAUAACACUGUGUCAUACUCAUAAUUCCCGAUUUAUUUCGUUCGUGAAUCUGUCUGAAAAGGGUAACGAUUACCUUUUACAAAAGCCCCGUCAAGAGAGAAUGAAUGUUUUAUAUCACAUAUGCUAGUUUCUAAAAUCAGCUGUAACGUGGGAGUUCUAGUUUCGGAACUCUCCCUAGUUGGUGGAAACACUUACAAGUGAAGUUAAUUUUUUUCCUUCCAACGCUUUCAGAAGGACCCAAGGCAAAAACACCAGCACUAACGGAAGGACAUCAAGGGUACUCCGGGGACAGUAGGGGAACCGGGAAGGACGGGGAUUUCCAAGCAAGGUCAAUGCACCGCCGACACGUCCGUCUAUAUGGUGGUAUGCAAAUCUUUGUAAAGAUGCUUACUGGACGAACAUUUACUUUAGAAGUCAAACCAAAUGACACUAUUGAGAUUUUAAAGAGAAAAAUUCACAACAUGUGUCAAAUUCCGCCAGAGGAUCAACGUCUUAUUUUUGCUGGAAAGCAAUUGGACGAUGGACGGACUUUGAGCGACUACAACAUACAGGGAGAAUCAACACUGCACAUGAUUAAGAGACUUCGUGGUGGUCUCAUGCGCAUUUUUGUCAAGACUCCAACUGGAAAAACACUUAAUAUACCUAUUGACAAUGAACAUGUACGUACUAUUGAAUAUGUAAAGACUAAAAUCCAAGAUGAAGAGGGAAUUCCUCCUGACCAACAACAUGUCCUUUUUGCUGGCAUGCAGUUGGAAGAUGGCCGCACCUUGAGCUCCUACAACAUC